This is a messenger RNA of Lentinula edodes (shiitake mushroom), 735 nucleotides long. Its product is annotated as nucleolar protein 12-domain-containing protein. The coding region runs from base 1 to 735 and encodes 244 amino acids. Gene Ontology annotation, cellular component: nucleolus. The record is from RefSeq and is a predicted model, not a curated record. Gene Ontology annotation, molecular function: RNA binding. NCBI's taxonomy places the organism in Eukaryota, Fungi, Basidiomycota, Agaricomycetes, Agaricales, Omphalotaceae. The transcript is spliced from 3 exons.
AUGUCUCCUCCGAACCUCAAUGUUCUCACCCAGGCGCAUACUGCCAUCGCUGCAAAGAAACGGGCAAAGCGCAAUCAGGUCCAGGAAGUUAUCUUCGAUGAUACAGCUCGACAUGACUUUCUUACUGGUUUCCAUAAACGCAAAUUGGCAAAAACGGAAGCAGCUAAGAAGAAAGCUCUUGAGAGAGAGAAGCAACAGCGUCAGGAGGACAGGCGUGAGGUUCGAGCUUAUCUCAAAUCGCUUGCCGUUUCUCUCACUUUGGUACAGCAAAGACGCAUGCUCAGAGAACGUGCCGCCGAAAACGCCGCCGAGAUAGAAAAGGCUUACGGUGCUACUCUAGCUCCUUCUGCCGGGGAUCAGGAAUGGCAAGGUAUAUCAGACCCAAGCGACCAAAAGGAGCAAGAAUAUGAGGAUGAAGAAGUUCUUGCUACUGUUGCUAUAGUUGAAGAUUUUGAUCCAGAUACGCUUCUGCAUGGACCCACGAAAACCGUCUCAGAUCCCGAAUCUUCUUCUGUUCCUGUUGUUGCUGGACCAUCUCACCGAAAUAGUUCCGAUCCAGCCGCUAAGCUGACGAGAAAAAAACAACCCAAAAAGGUUCGCUAUCAGACCAAAGAUGCACGGAAAUCUGAACGAACAAAACAACGUGCAAGACGGACGGAAAAGGCGGAAUUAGCUGGCGGAAAAGCCUCACGAAAGAAUAGAAAUGCUGGAGGCAAAGGCGGGAAAAGACGUUAA